CCUUUCCAUGGAGUUUGGGUCGACAGUGGUGACACGGGGAGCAGCCAUGGAGCAGCAGCUCAGCAGACCAACAUGGAGCAGGCAGAUAGAGUUCACUCUGGCUGGCAUUGGCUGUGCCGUGGGUCUGGGCAACGUAUGGAGGUUCCCUUAUCUCUGCUACAGGAGUGGAGGAGGUGCCUUUCUGGUGCCAUACCUGAUCAUGCUGGUGGUGUUGGGGAUCCCCCUGCUGCACAUGGAGCUGACUGUGGGUCAGUACACAAGGAGAGGGCCUGUCCAUGCUUUGACUAGUGUCUGCCCGCUGUUAAAAGGAGUGGGCAUGGCAUCAGUGGCAAUCUCCUUCAUCAUGUGCACCUACUACAAUGUUGUCAUCACCUGGGCUCUUUAUUAUCUCUUCAGCUCCUUCCAGGCACCGCUACCCUGGCAGAGCUGCAACAACACCUGGAACACCCCAAACUGUACCAGUCAUGCCACCAACAGCAGCUACUCCUCCACUGCUAGCCAGGAGUUCUUCAGAUAUAAGAUGCUGGAGCAGUCAAGUGGAGUGGCGGAGGCAGGAGCGAUGCGGUGGGAACUUUUCCUUAUCCUCCUCCUGGCUUGGAUCCUCAUUUACCUCUGCAUCUUUAAAGGGGUAAAGUCAACAGGCAAGGUGGUGUAUUUCACAGCUCUGUUCCCGUACAUCAUCCUGAUUGCCUUGCUCAUCAAUAAUGUGCAGCUUCCUGGAGCAUUAGAUGGAAUAACCUUCUUUAUUGUGCCACAAUGGGACAAGCUGCUCUCAGUGGAGGUAUGGGUGAAUGCUGCAGCUCAGAUCUUCAACUCCAUUGGGAUUGGUUUUGGCUCCCUCUUGGCCAUGUCCAGCUACAACUCCUUCAACAACAACAUUCUGAAGGACACCCUGACAAUAUCCAUCAUCAACUCCCUCACCAGUAUCUUGGCAGGUUUCGUCAUUUUCUCUGCCUUUGGGUACAUGUCUCAUCUGCAGGGCAUUCCUGUCAACGAUCUGGCUGUGGAUGGUCCAGGACUGGUUUAUAUUGUUUACCCACAAGCCUUUGCCAACAUGCCAGUGGCUCAGCUCUGGGCUGUGAUGUUCUUCUUCAUGCUGCUUUGCCUCGGACUGGACAGUGAGUUUGCAAUGGUUGAAGUGAUGGUGACCACUCUCAUGGAUGAAUUCUAUCAGCAGCUGAUAACAUUUUUCAAGCGGAAGGAGCUGUUUGUUCUCGCUGUUUGUGGUACAGCCUGCCUUUUAGGGAUUCCUUGUGUCAUGCAGGUGGGAAUCUAUGUUUUCCAGCUGAUGGACCAUUACACUGCCAUAGUGUCCAUCAUGUUUCUUGCAUUCUUUGAGGUUGCAGCCAUCUGUUGGAGUUAUGGUGCGACUCGACUUUCAGACAACCUAGAAGAGAUGACUGGAAAAAGAGCAAAUAUCUUCUUCAGACUGUGUUGGAUGAUAGUUGCUCCUGUGCUGAUCGCUGUUAUCCUCAUUUUCUCCGUCAUUCAGUUCAAACCAGCCCGCUAUGAGGACUAUGUCUUCCCUCCCUGGGCUCAGGGGGUUGGGUGGGUCAUUGCCAUGGCCUCCAUCAUCUGGAUUCCUUUGGGUGCAAUUCACACAUUGUGGGUGCUGCCUGGCUCACUGAUGCAGAAACUGAAGCUGUCAAUCACACCAUACGGCCUGAAUGAAAUGUCAAAGAUGCCGUAUUAUGAGAGGGGAGGAGGAGACAGAGGUCCAGUCAUAGCUGCCAUCAGCUUCGACAUCAGUCUACCUGAAAAACCUCCCAGUCAGACAAACCUCUGAUACCUCUGUGCUUUGCACAACCAUAAUGUUUGCCUUGCCACCAUUAGUGGCAGACUUUUUUAUUUGAACAAACUUCUGGUGAAAAAAAGAAAAAAAAAGAAACAGAAGUAUGCUACAAAAAUUAUUUACAUGAUUGUGAAAAUGUGUUGCUGCAUGUCUUUUUUGUAAGCCUUUAAUUUGUGAGAUUUUGUUGAACCUCUGCUGUUUUGUUCAUGUUUAAUGCGAAAAGAUUUUGUGGACGGAUGCGUGUUUAGAAUCUGUUAUUGUGUGCAUCCUCAACAUCUGGCCAACAUUUCCUCUGUGAUGAGAGCUUCAAAGGAUGAAGGAGUGGCACUCACAACUAAAACUUCACUGUUUUCAUUUGUUAAUGGUGCCAUCUUUUGGCUGUGUAUGUUGAUGCAGUUUUGAGUGUUGAUAAAAUCCGUGACCAGGUACUGUACUUAGAUUUAGUGCUAACAUUUUAGCAAAUAAAGUGCCACAAUUUAACAUUCACAGCUCAUACAGCUGAACUUUUCUUUGAACCACUUCCCUUAAAACAUAAAGCACUUUGUACCAAUUCAUUGUGGCUGACUCAUUUAUUAGGUCAAAUGCACAGGGAACGGCUGAUAAAAAAUUAUAUAUGCUGGUGGUUAACAGAUGAGUACAUGUGUCAUGCAGCUCUUAUGUCAGGUCAUGUAAGAUGUAAUAAAAACAUGUCACAAAGUCCACUUUGUCUCAUCUUUCUGCAAAGACAAGUUGACACUAACAGUCUGUCUGGUGAACACAACACAGAACAUAACUUACUUAUGGGGCAAUAGUUUUUAUUUAUUCACUUAAUGAGAAAUUUCCACUGAAAGGUACACAUUUCUAGGGCAUACAUGUGCACUGAGUUAGUUUCCUCUCCUACAUAAGUUGCCAGUGUUUCCUUCUUCUAACUCCCCACAAAUGAAUCAAAAGUGCAGAAGAACUGAAAUUACACAGGCAAAAAGGUGGAUUAUAGAAACCCAUUAGCUUUACAGACAAUGGAAUCUCUCCUUUAUACUUUUUUUUUUUUG
Lates calcarifer (barramundi perch) is the source of this 2820-nucleotide messenger RNA. RefSeq names its product sodium- and chloride-dependent GABA transporter ine. Gene Ontology annotation, biological process: sodium ion transmembrane transport. The record is from RefSeq and is a predicted model, not a curated record. Lineage: Eukaryota; Metazoa; Chordata; Actinopteri; Centropomidae. The transcript has 13 exons. Bases 8 to 1786 code for a protein of 592 amino acids. Gene Ontology annotation, cellular component: membrane.